GAAAGAAGUUUGUGGGUUUGCGGGGAAGAGAGAGAGAAACAAAAAGAUGGCUGUUCGACAAAGAGCAGUAACAGCACUUCCAAACCUCAUACGCAGUCUCCGCAACGAACAUCCUCUCAAGCUCAAACCCUCUCCUCACAACAAUCCCAAUUCCCUGCCUUCUCUCCGUCGCGCUUUCUCUUUAUACGAUCAGAUCAAUCUCAUUGACAAUGUCCCCGAAGACCAGCUCCGAUUUCAAGGGUUUAAAGAUACUGGAUUUACUGUAAAUGGAGUUGAAUAUGAAGGAAGUUUGCUUUGUGUUGGAAAUUUGAUCAUGUCUUGGAAACCAACAAAGUUUUCAGAGAUCACCGCUGAAAGCUUGUCAUUCUUUCAAAUUGUCCGUCCUAUUCCAGAGAUUCUGAUUGUUGGAUGCGGAAGGAACAUUCAGCAUGUUGAUCCUGAACUAAGACAGUUUAUUCGGUCAACUGGCAUGAAGUUAGAAGCUGUUGACUCGAGAAAUGCAGCAUCAACUUACAACAUACUGAAUGAAGAAGGUCGCAUCGUGGCUGCCGCACUUCUUCCAUACGGAGUUACUUCAUGAAGCCUGGACCUAUACUCUUGUAGCUACCCUUUGUUCAAAUAUGCUCACAUUCAUCAACACCAAAAUCUUGCCUUAAUCUGCAGGACAUGCUUGGAUUUUCUAUGUAGAAAUUUCUGACAUAUCAAUAGGACAGUGAGUUAAGCACAUGUAACCUUGUCCAUGUCUGUUGAUGUUUUCAAAUGUAAUAAUAAUGACGAUAAUAAUGUAUAGAACAGCAGCACUCAUAAAUCCAAGCAAAUUUGGCUUUUCUAGUUGGUAUUUGUUUGGUUUUAAAUUUCAAUGUUACUUCAUUUUGUUAGA
This is a messenger RNA of Medicago truncatula (barrel medic), 880 nucleotides long. RefSeq names its product NADH dehydrogenase [ubiquinone] 1 alpha subcomplex assembly factor 3. NCBI's taxonomy places the organism in Eukaryota, Viridiplantae, Streptophyta, Magnoliopsida, Fabales, Fabaceae. The coding region runs from base 47 to 580 and encodes 177 amino acids. The record is from RefSeq and is a predicted model, not a curated record. Gene Ontology annotation, cellular component: mitochondrial inner membrane. The transcript is spliced from 5 exons. Gene Ontology annotation, biological process: mitochondrial respiratory chain complex I assembly.